CUUUUGCAGGCUUGAUGCUUGAUGCAGACGAUGUUAUUUCAAAAGCAGUAAGUUGUCAAGUGUGACUUGUUUGCGAUUUUGAAUGGAAUUGUAGAAACGUGGUUCAUCAAUUUAUAAACAAUUUUCAGCUUACUGGCAUUAAAAUAAACAAAUGGCUGAUAAAUUAGCAAGAGCCGAGAAGGCUAUAGAAUCGAAUCCAUUUGAUUUGGAAGCUUGGGGUCAAAUUUUGCGUGAAGCCCAAAUACGCAAGAUUGAUGAUGCUCGAACUUACUUUGAACGCUUGGUGGCCCAGUUUCCGACAUCAGGUCGUUAUUGGAAAAUGUACAUUGAACAAGAAAUGCGAGCAAGAAACUAUGAUAAAGUCGAAAAGCUGUUUCAACGAUGCUUGGUCAAGGUUUUAAACAUUGAACUGUGGAAAUUGUAUGUUAACUAUGUGAAAGAAACCAAAAGUGCUCUGCCCAACUACAGAGAAAAAAUUGCUCAAUGCUACGAUUUUACACUGGACAAAGUUGGGAUGGAUAUUCAGUCAUACAGUAUUUGGAAUGACUAUAUUCACUUCCUCCGUAAUGUUGAAGCUGUUGGAUCUUAUGCUGAAAAUCAAAGGAUCACGGCUGUGAGGAAAGUGUAUCAAAGGGGUGUAAUCACUCCAAUGCUUAACAUUGAACAACUAUGGAAGGAUUACAUUGCUUAUGAAUUGGCUAUUAACCCCAUGAUUGCUGAAAAGAUGCAACAGGAGCGCAGCCGUGAUUACAUGAAUGCUAGAAGAGUUGCCAAAGAACUAGAGGCCUGCACUCGCGGUCUUAACAAGGCUAUGCCUUCGACUCCUCCAUCCAAUCAUCCGGAACAAAACAAACAGGUGGAACUGUGGAAGAAGUAUCUGGCUUGGGAGAAAUCGAAUCCCCUCCGUACGGAAGACCAGUCACUACUCACUAAGAGAACAAUGUUCGCUUUCGAACAAUGUCUCCUAUGUCUGGGACAUCAUCCUCAUGUUUGGUAUGAAGCUGCCCUUUUUCUACAGAUUAGCACAAAAACUCUUUCAGAUAAAGGGGAUGUUACGGCUGCCAAGAACUUAGCUGAAGAAGUCUCAAAUAUUUAUGAACGAUCAAUUAAUGGGCCCAUGUCACAUAAUAGUUUGCUUUAUUUCGCUUAUGCGGAUUACGAAGAGGGACGAAUUAAGUACGACAAAGCUCAUCAGAUCUAUACAAAAUAUUUGGAGCAGCAUGACAUCGACCCAACUUUGGGUUAUAUUCAAUAUAUGCGAUUUGCAAGGAGAGCAGAAGGUAUUAAAUCGGCUCGACUAGUGUUCAAGAGAUCUCGCCAGGAUCCCCGCUGUUCUAGCCAUGUUUUCGUAGCUGCUGCCUUAAUGGAAUAUUAUUGCACCAAGGACAAAAAUAUCGCCUUUAAAAUAUUCGAUCUAGGCCUCAAACGUUUCAAGCAUCAACCUGAUUAUCUGCUUGCUUAUGUGGAAUUCUUGACCCAACUAAAUGAAGAUAACAACACUAGAGUUCUCUUUGAAAGGAUUCUUUCAUCAGGUUCCCUCACUUCUGAAAAUUCGCUUGAAAUUUGGAACCGCUUCCUCGAAUUUGAGUCUUCUAUUGGUGAUCUUUCGAGUGUAAUCAAAGUAGAAAAAAGACGCAACGCCGUUCUCGACAAGCUUAAGGAACUGGAAGGUAAAGAAACAGCACUUCUUAUUGAUCGGUAUAGAUUUGGAACCCUCUUCCCUUGCUCAGCCGCGGAUUUAAGGGCUUUGGGAUACUACGAAGUAGCAGAGCUGAGUAGUAGUCAAAAUGCUAAAAACCUCCUUGCUAGAGAGGAAGAAAGUAGAAAACAAAGCACAGAAGCGGCUGAUGUUACCAUGUACAAGCCCGAUUUUUCUCAGAUGGUUCCGUUCAAGCCGAAGAUGCAAUGGACCCCCGGAGAACACAUUGCGCCUGGAGGAGGAUUUCCGCUUCCACCUGCAGCCUCUCAACUGUGCGGAAUGUUACCGCCUCCGCAUUGUUUCCACGGUCCUUUUGUAGUAGUCGAUCCAGUAAUGGAGCUUAUUAAACAUUUGAAUAUAAGCGAAACAAGUUCUCUUCUUGCAAAUACAGCGGAAAAUUCUAAACUAUUUGACAUGGCUCGAAGUGUUCAUUGGCUUCCGAAAGAUACGGGUGUCGAUCGUCCACAAAAAAAGAGAGGGGUGGGUGAAGAGUCUGAAGAUGAGGAGCCGAUCGCCAUUAGUGGAUCUCAGCCUGGUGGACCGCCACCAAAUGAUAUUUACAGGAAACGACAACAGAAGCGAGUCAAGUGAUGAAAGAAUUUACUUGAUCAAUAUUCAAAACACAAAUACACACAUAAUUGUUUACACCA
Molecule: messenger RNA, 2349 nt
Organism: Daphnia pulex (common water flea)
Lineage: Eukaryota; Metazoa; Arthropoda; Branchiopoda; Diplostraca; Daphniidae
Gene: su(f)
Product: cleavage stimulation factor subunit 3-like
Exons: 10
Coding region: 152-2290 (712 amino acids)
Biological process (GO): mRNA 3'-end processing
Cellular component (GO): nucleus
Molecular function (GO): mRNA binding; protein binding
Source: RefSeq, a predicted model, not a curated record